AAUUCUAGAAAAAUACAAUGGUUCAUAACAAAAGGGUGCUUCUUUGUGAGGCACAUCAAAGCAUUAUUAUUAUUACUACUGUAUUAUUAUGCUAAAGUAGUAUCUAUGGAAGUGUUUCUUUAAUGUUUUUCUGUAUAGAAAGGCACACUAUAUACUCUAUACUAAGAUGGAAAUUUGACUGAUGUUAGAUAUGAACCAUAUCUAACUGUUUCGACUUACAAAUUCGACUUAAAGGGAGACUUAGCAAAUGAACUUGUUCAUAAUUCAGUGACUGAGUGUACAUAAUAUGGUGUGAUUGCCUGUAUAUGAUACGGCAUGGUGCAAAGUCCAAGUCACAUGACAUCCUAUUACACAGAAUGUGUCCUGGAUAAUAACAAUGCAUGACUGUAUUUCUUCUAAUAAUCUGUCUGCCGCUUUCUCUCUCUCCUUCCUUCUAGAACUUCUAUUUGCUUACGUUAGUACAUUUAGGCUUUGUUCAUUUUAUUUAAUUAUUAUCUGCCUGUUAGACUAGAUGAUCUCAAUUGACCUGUUUUCUUGUUCACUGAUUCCUUCUCCUUCCUGCUCAAAUCUGUUGAAAGCUUUUAGUUUUUAUUCCAAUUAUUGUACACUUAUGCCUUUGAAUUUCUUUUCAUUCCUUUUUUAUAAUUUACAUCUCUAUAUUGAUAUUUACUAUUUAUUAGUGUGACAUAAUUUUCUAGUUUACUCUGUGUGUUGAUGUUUUCAAUUUACAAAAAGAUGGUUUCAUUUUCUCUACCUUCAAGAUUAAAAAAUAUAAAGGUUAGAGGGGAAAUUUAUGUCAAACUCUGGAGCUAGAAAUAUAGAUCGACCUUAUAUAAAUAUGUAUAUUCAGUAAUAUCUCCUGAAAGUUAGUGAUUAUUUUUAUACUUUUUCAUCUGUAGGUUUCCUGAGUGACCUGAUGAACAAACACAAUCUAACGGUGCUGAAUGAGUUUAUUCUAAUGGGAAUCACAGAUCGCCCUGAGCUGCAGGCUCCGCUAUUUGGAUUCUUCCUCAUUGUUUACGUGGUCUCAGUGAUGGGUAACCUGGGCUUGAUCAUCCUCACCAUGAUAGACUCUAGGCUACAUACACCCAUGUACUUUUUCCUCAGACAUUUGGCUUUCACUGAUCUUGGUUAUUCAACAGCUGUUGGACCCAAAAUGCUAACAAAUUUUAUUGUAGGUCAACAUACAAUUUCUUAUAAUUGGUGUGCUUCACAGCUAGCUUUCUUUUGUAUAUUUAUAGUUAGUGAAAUUUUCAUUCUUUCAACAAUGGCCUAUGACUGCUAUGUGGCCAUCUGUAACCCUCUGCUUUACACGGUCAUCAUGUCAUCAAGAGUAUGCCAGAUGCUGGUGGUCAUACCUUACGUCUACAGUGUCUUUUUGUCUCUUCUGAUGACCAUAAAAAUUUUUAUUUCAUCAUUUUGUGGCUAUAAUGUCAUAAGGCAUUUCUACUGUGAUAGUCUGCCCUUGAUAUCUUUGAUCUGUUCAAACACAUAUGAUAUUAAAUUGAUAAUACUGGCUUUUUCAGGAUUCAAUUUAGUUUUAUCCCUUCUGACAAUCCUUGUGUCUUACAUGAUGAUCCUUGUGGCCAUCCUCAAGAUGAACUCUGCAGAGGGUAGGCUCAAGGCUUUCUCUACCUGUGGAUCUCAUUUGACAGUGGUAGUUGUAUUCUAUGGAACUCUAUUCUUUAUGUAUGUGAAUCCCAAAUCCAGCCAUUCCUUUGAUACCGAUAAAAUGGCCUCUGUAUUUUACACUAUGGUGAUACCUAUGCUAAACCCCACAAUUUACAGUUUGAGGAACAAAGAGGUAAAAAAUGCUGUAGGUAGAACCUGGAAAGUGUGUUCAAAUAUUUUACUUAAAAUUAACUGUAGGUUAUAAAAAAAAAUAAAUAAAUUAUAUAAUAGGCAAUAUAUACUACAUCAGACCUUCUUUUUGCCUUGUACUGUUUUUGUCUCCAUGGCAAGUCAAAAAUCAAUUAGUGAUAAGUAUAGAAAUACAAAAUUUUCCUUAUUUUACAGCUAGAUUUUAUUACUUAGAGAUCUCUAACUCCUGCUUAUACUUCAGAUAUCAACUUAUAUUUGGUUUUAAGUUUAGAUUGUGUACAUCCCUACAUGCUUGGUCACAUGUUUCUUUCACUGAACAUGUAUCUUUAGGAUGCCAGGGACUCUCUAUAUUCUGUUCACUCUUUAAUCUGUUGUACUUAGCACAGUAAAAGGCCCCAUGAGAAAAAGAUGACUGGUGAAUGUUAUGUUAAUAGGCUCGUUAUAUUUAAUAAAGAAAUAUUUAAAUCGAACAUUUAAUAUCUCUGACUUCAUAAGGCCCA
Messenger RNA from Loxodonta africana (African savanna elephant), 2321 nucleotides. RefSeq names its product olfactory receptor 8K3-like. Gene Ontology annotation, cellular component: membrane. The record is from RefSeq and is a predicted model, not a curated record. Gene Ontology annotation, molecular function: odorant binding; olfactory receptor activity; G protein-coupled receptor activity. Gene Ontology annotation, biological process: sensory perception of smell; G protein-coupled receptor signaling pathway. Bases 917 to 1876 code for a protein of 319 amino acids. The transcript has a single exon. Lineage: Eukaryota; Metazoa; Chordata; Mammalia; Proboscidea; Elephantidae.